CUCUGGGGCACAGCUGUGCCGGGGCCGGAGGCGCAGCGCGGCGCGGCGAGGCUGCCCCGGCCGCUGCGGGGCUUUGUUCCAGCGCGGAGCCGCUCCCGGCACCGGCUCGGCCGCGCUCUGCGGGACAGGGGGGCGCAGAACCAUGUGAGGGACACUGCCGGGGCUCAGGACACGCGCGGGGGACACGGAGCUCGCCUUUCCCAGGAUGGAUCAGAGGAGGACCUGGCCUCGGCUCCUGGACCCUGAAGGCUGCUCAGUGGCUCUGCUCUGCCUCCUCCUGGCAUCGCUCUCCCGGAACGUGUCCAGCAAUGCCUCCUUCAACACUUUCCACUCGGAGAACCGGGACUGGACGUUCAACCACCUGACGGUGCACCGGGGCACCGGCGCCGUCUACGUGGGGGCCAUCAACAGGGUCUACAAGCUUUCGGGGAACCUGACCAUCCUGGUGGCUCACAAAACCGGUCCCGAGGAGGACAACAAAUCCUGCUACCCUCCCCUCAUCGUGCAGCCGUGCAGCGAGGUCCUCACGCUCACCAACAACGUCAACAAGCUGCUCAUCAUCGACUACUCGGAGAACCGGCUGCUGGCCUGUGGCAGCCUCUACCAGGGCGUCUGCAAGCUGCUGCGCCUCGACGACCUCUUCAUCCUGGUGGAGCCCUCGCACAAGAAGGAGCAUUACCUGUCCAGCGUCAACAAGACGGGCACCAUGUACGGGGUGAUCGUGCGCUCCGAGGGCGAGGACGGGAAGCUCUUCAUCGGCACGGCGGUGGACGGCAAGCAGGAUUAUUUCCCCACCCUGUCCAGCCGCAAGCUGCCCCGGGACCCGGAGUCGUCGGCGAUGUUGGAUUACGAGCUCCACAGCGACUUUGUUUCGUCCCUCAUCAAAAUCCCCUCGGACACGCUGGCCCUGGUUUCGCACUUCGACAUCUUCUACAUCUACGGCUUCGCCAGCGGGAACUUCGUGUAUUUUCUGACGGUGCAGCCGGAGACCCCCGAGGGCGUCUCCAUCAACUCCGCCAGCGACCUCUUCUACACCUCGCGCAUCGUCCGCCUGUGCAAGGACGACCCCAAGUUCCACUCGUACGUGUCCCUGCCCUUCGGCUGCGUCAGGGGCGACACGGAGUACCGCCUGCUGCAGGCCGCCUACCUGUCCAAGCCAGGGGAGGUGCUGGCCAGGGCCCUCAACAUCACGGCGCAGGAGGACGUGCUCUUUGCCAUCUUCUCCAAGGGGCAGAAGCAGUACCACCACCCGCCCGACGACUCGGCGCUCUGCGCCUUCCCCAUCCGCACCGUCAACGCCCACAUCAAGGAGCGCCUGCAGUCCUGCUACCAGGGCGAGGGCAACCUGGAGCUCAACUGGCUGCUGGGCAAGGAUGUGCAGUGCACCAAAGCGCCAGUCCCCAUCGAUGACAACUUCUGUGGGCUGGACAUCAACCAGCCCCUGGGGGGCUCGGUGCCCGUGGAGGGGGUGACGCUCUUCACCUCCAGCCGCGACCGCAUGACCUCCGUGGCCUCCUACGUCUACAACGGCUACAGCGUGGUCUUCGUGGGCACCAAGACGGGCAGGCUGAAGAAGAUCCGGGCGGAUGGGCCGCCCCAGGGCGGGAUCCAGUACGAGGUGGUGCCGGUGUUCAAGGACGGCAGCCCGGUGCUGCGGGACAUGGCCUUCUCCACCGACCACAAGUACCUGUACGUCAUGUCAGAGCGCCAGGUGUCCCGGGUGCCCGUGGAGUCCUGUGAGCAGUACACGACCUGCCAGGAGUGCCUGAGCUCGGGGGACCCCCACUGCGGCUGGUGCUCCCUGCACCACAUGUGCUCCCCGAGGGACCGCUGUGAGCGGGCAGAGGAGCCGUUCCGCUUCGCAGGGAGCAUCGGGCAGUGCCUGAGCGUGGCCGUGCAGCCCAGCAGCAUCUCGGUGUCAGAGCACAGCCUCCCGCUCAGGCUGCAGGUGAGCGACGCUCCAGACCUGAGUGCGGGGGUCAGCUGCCUCUUCGGGAACCUCAGCGAGGUGGAGGGGCAGGUGUCGGGCAGCCAGGUGCUCUGUGUGUCACCAGCAGCCAAAGAUGUCCCUGCCAUCCCCGUGGAUCAGGACUGGUUCGGUGUCGUGCUCCAGCUGAAGUCCCGGGAGACGGGCAGGACCUUCGUCAGCACCGAGUUCAAGUUCUACAACUGCAGCGCCCACCAGCUGUGCCUGUCCUGUGUGAACAGUGCCUUCCGCUGCCACUGGUGCAAGUACAGGAACCUGUGCACCCACGACCCCACCACCUGCUCCUUCCAGGAGGGGAGGAUCAACGUCUCCGAGGACUGCCCCCAGCUGUUCCCCACGGAGGAGAUCCUGAUCCCGGUGGGAGAGGUGAAGCCCAUCACGCUGAAGGCCAGGAACCUGCCGCAGCCCCAGUCGGGCCAGAGGGGCUACGAGUGCGUGCUCAGCAUCCAGGGCAUCGUGCACAGGGUGCCCGCCCUGCGCUUCAACAGCUCCAGCGUGCAGUGCCAGAACAGCUCGUACCUCUAUGAUGGGAUGGACAUCAGCAACCUGGCCGUGGACUUUGCCGUGGUUUGGAACGGAAACUUCGUCAUUGACAACCCAGAGAACCUGAAAGUGCACCUGUACAAGUGCGCGGCGCAGCGCGAGAGCUGCGGGCUGUGCCUCAAGGCCGAGCCCAAGUUCGCCUGCGGCUGGUGCAGCGGCGAGGCGCGCUGCACCCUGCGGCCCCACUGCAGCUCCCCUGCAGCCCUGCCCUGGCUCCACUGGUCCGGCCACAACGUCAAGUGCUCCAACCCGCGCAUCACCGAGAUCCUGACGGUGUCGGGGCCCCCAGAAGGAGGGACCAGGGUGACCAUCCGUGGGGUGAACCUGGGCCUGGACUUCUCGGAGAUCGCGCAGGGCGUGCAGGUGGCCGGGGUGCAGUGCACGCCCCUGCCCGAGCACUACGUCGUGGCCGAGCAGAUCGUCUGUGAAAUGGGGCAGGCGCUUCCAGGGAUCAGCUCCGGCCCAGUGCUCCUGUGCAUCGGAGAGUGCAAGCCCGAGUUCACGGCCAAGUCGGCGCAGCACUACGUGUUCGUGACUCCAGCUGUGAGUUUCCUGAGCCCCAGCCGUGGCCCGGAGUCGGGAGGGACCAUGGUGACCAUCUCUGGCCACCACCUGGGGGCUGGCAGCCACGUCUCCGUGCUCCUGGGGAACCAGACCUGCGAAUUCCUCGAGCGAUCCAUGGACGAGAUUGUUUGUGUGUCAGCGCCCUCAGCCCACGGCCUGGGGGCUGUUCAGGUCUCUGUCAGCGUGGACAGGGCUCAGCUGGAGAGAACUUUGCUCUUUGAGUACAUCGAUGACCCCAAGGUGCAGCACAUCGAGCCUGAGUGGAGCAUCGCCAGCGGCCACACGCCCCUGACUGUCACUGGCUCCAACCUGGACGUGAUCCAGGAGCCGCGGAUCCGCGUCAAGCACAACGGCAAGGAGUUCAUCAACGUGUGCAAGGUGCUGAACUCCACGGUCCUGGCGUGCCUGGCGCCGCCGCUGAGCGCCGAGUACCGCCCGGGGCUGGACGCCGUGGAGCGCCCGGACGAGUUCGGCUUCAUCUUCAACAACGUCCAGUCCCUGCUGCUCUACAACGACACCAAGUUCAUCUACUACCCCGACCCCACCUUUGAGAUGCUGAGCUCCACCGGGGUGCUGGAGCAGAAGCCGGGCUCUCCCAUCAUCCUGAAGGGCAGGAACCUGUGCCCGCCCGCCCCGGGAGGAGCCAAGCUCAACUACUCGGUGCUGAUCGGGGAGACGCCCUGCGCCGUCACCGUGUCCGAGACGCAGCUGCUGUGCGAGCCCCCCACCCUCACCGGGCAACACAAAGUGAUGGUGCGUGUUGGGGGGGUGGCCUUCUCCCCUGGCUCGGUGAGCAUCGUCUCUGACAGCCUGCUGACCCUGCCCGCCAUCGUCAGCAUCGCGGCCGGCGGCUCGCUGCUCCUCAUCAUCGUCAUCAUCGUCCUCAUCGCCUACAAGCGCAAGUCCCGCGAGAACGACCUCACCCUCAAGAGGCUGCAGAUGCAGAUGGACAACCUGGAGUCCCGGGUGGCCCUGGAGUGCAAGGAGGCCUUUGCAGAGCUGCAGACGGACAUCAACGAGCUGACCAGCGACCUGGACCGCUCGGGCAUCCCCUACCUGGACUACCGCACCUACGCCAUGCGCGUGCUCUUCCCGGGCAUCGAGGACCACCCGGUGCUGCGGGAGCUGGAGGUGCAGGGCAACGGGCAGCAGAGCGUGGAGAAGGCCCUGAAGCUCUUUGCCCAGCUGAUCAACAACAAGGUGUUCCUGCUGACCUUCAUCCGCACGCUGGAGCUGCAGCGCAGCUUCUCCAUGCGCGACCGCGGCAACGUGGCCUCGCUGAUCAUGACGGGGCUGCAGGGCAAGCUGGAGUACGCCACCGACGUCCUCAAGCAGCUGCUCUCCGACCUCAUCGAGAAGAACCUGGAGAACAAGAACCACCCCAAGCUGCUCCUGCGCAGGACCGAGUCUGUGGCCGAGAAGAUGCUGACCAACUGGUUUGCCUUCCUGCUCCACAGGUUCCUCAAGGAAUGUGCUGGAGAGCCCCUGUUCAUGCUGUACUGUGCCAUCAAGCAGCAGAUGGAGAAGGGCCCCAUCGAUGCCAUCACGGGGGAGGCACGGUACUCCCUGAGCGAGGACAAGCUCAUCCGGCAGCAGAUCGAGUACAAGACCCUGAUCCUGAACUGUGUGAACCCAGACAAUGAGAACAGCCCGGAGAUCCCCGUGAAGGUGCUGAACUGCGACACCAUCACCCAGGUCAAGGAGAAGAUCCUGGAUGCUGUGUACAAAAACGUCCCCUACUCCCAGAGACCGAGAGCUGUGGACAUGGAUUUGGAGUGGCGGCAGGGCCGCAUUGCCCGCGUGGUGCUGCAGGAUGAGGACAUCACCACCAAGAUCGAGGGGGACUGGAAGCGCCUGAACACCCUGGUGCACUACCAGGUGUCAGACCGCUCGGUGGUGGCUCUGGUUCCCAAGCAAACCUCCUCCUACAACAUUCCUGCCUCUGCCAGCAUCUCCCGGACAUCCAUCAGCAGAUAUGACUCCACGUUCCGCUACACGGGCAGCCCCGACAGCCUCCGCUCGCGCGCGCCCAUGAUCACCCCCGACCUGGAGAGCGGCGUCAAGGUCUGGCACCUGGUCAAGAACCACGACCACGGCGACCAGAAGGAAGGGGACAGGGGCAGCAAGAUGGUGUCUGAGAUCUACCUGACCAGGCUGCUGGCUACAAAGGGCACGCUGCAGAAGUUCGUGGAUGACCUGUUUGAGACGCUGUUCAGCACGGUGCACCGCGGCAGCGCCCUGCCCCUGGCCAUCAAGUACAUGUUUGACUUCCUGGACGAGCAGGCGGACAAGCACGGCAUCCACGACACCGACGUCCGGCACACCUGGAAGAGCAACUGCCUCCCCCUCCGCUUCUGGGUGAACGUGAUCAAAAACCCUCAGUUCGUGUUCGACAUCCACAAGGGCAGCAUCACGGACGCCUGCCUGUCCGUGGUGGCUCAGACCUUCAUGGACUCCUGCUCCACCUCCGAGCACCGCCUGGGCAAGGACUCCCCCUCCAACAAGCUGCUGUACGCCAAGGACAUCCCCAGCUACAAGAGCUGGGUGGAGAGGUACUACGCCGACAUCGCCAAGCUGCCGGCCAUCAGCGACCAGGACAUGAACGCCUACCUCGCCGAGCAGUCGCGCCUGCACGCCGUGGAGUUCAACAUGCUGAGCGCGCUCAACGAGAUCUACUCCUACGUCAGCAAGUACAGCGAGGAGCUGAUUGGAGCUCUGGAGCAGGAUGAGCAGGCUCGCAGGCAGCGCUUGGCUUACAAAGUAGAGCAACUCAUUGGGGCCAUGUCCUUCGAGAGCUGAAGAAAGGUCAGGGGCAGCAAAGGGCAGAGCAUCGCACGGAUUCUCGGGAAUUUGGAGGGAGAACAAGCAAGGAAGGCACUGGACACACCCCCCAAGGCUCUUCUGGAGAGAGCAGAGCCUGGCUCAAGGACUGGCUGUACUCAAAAAUCAUACAGGAUCCAGUUUGAAAGGGCAGGAAGGGAAGAAGAUGAAACAUCUCCAUCAAAGUCCAAACAAGGUGGAUCAUUUUUUCGAGUGUACGCGGAAAGAAGGAACCUGGAAAGUCUGGAUGUCUCCACGACUGCUGCUUUGCAUGAAAAUUGUUUAAUGUAUAUUGGAAAAUAAAACUUUAUUUAAAGGGUUUUUUAGGAAAAAAAAAAAAAGGGAGAAAAAGGAAAAAAAAAUAGAGCAAAAACCACAGAGGCCACAGAGAUAAUCCUGGCAAGAAGGAUCAGCUCUGAAUCCUGUCCCUGAGAGCCUUCCGAGGACACGGCUCAGGCAUUCUGCAAACGGACUCUGACGCCAAUUGGAACGUCUGGAAAACCAAAAUGUCUUCGUUUUGGAUUCUUACAACACACAGGAGCACAAGUUUGCACCACACCUUUUCACACAAGCUAAAUAGCAGUUUUGCCCAAAAAUAGUCCAGUGGCUGAGUAACUUAGAGGCACUAGCAGGAACUUUACCUGAAUUGCAAAACCACCAGAUCAUCCGACCUGUCUUGGAAUCCAGCUUUAUCCAUGUAUUUAUAUAGUGUCAAUAUAUAUAUUUUUUUUUAAAUCCCAUUUUCUGUCGAAUGAGGGAAGAUCUGAAUUUCAUUGCUUUUCCCUUUUCCACCUCCAUCCCACCUCACUGGCUGAUCCAGCAGUGUCCAGCAGUGUCCAGCAUGACCACAGUGAUCCAGCAGUGUCCAGUGUGGCCAUGGUGAUCCAGAAGUGUCCAGUUUGGCCACAGUGAUCCAGCAGUGUCCAGCAGUGUCCAGCAGUGUCCAGUGUGGCCAUGGUGAUCCAGCAGUGUCCAGCAGUGUCCAGCUUGGCCAUGGUGAUGCAGCAGUGUCCAGCAGUGUCCAGCAUGACCACCGGGAUCCAACAGUGACCAGCAUUCAGUGUCCACUGCUGGUUCCUGCAGGUGCCACGUGAGCCAAGGCAGAGCUGGGCUGACACCUCCAGGGUGGGUUUUGGGGGUCUCCAGCAGCCAGCUCUGAUUUCUCACAGCAGAAGCCCCCAAACCCUGAUGUUUACGGUGACAAUACUUGAAGAGCCUGGAUGUUGGGAGAGCCCAUCUUUGUUGCUUUUCUGCUGGACGUGCAGUCCUGGGGCACAGGCUCCCUUUGGGUGUCUCCCCCAGCGUUUGCUGCCUCACCCAGUGCCAGGACUUGCAUUUCCACUGGGAAAGGGAGAGAAAUCUCUGCUCCAGGCAAGAGCAAACCUUAACCAGCAGCCCCAGGCCAGCCAGCUCUGCUGUUGUGUCUCUGUCGGUGUCUCGUUGUUCUCCUCAGUUCCUUGCUGGCCCCCAAGGCACACGUUCCUGUGGCCAGGGACAGGCAAAUGUCUGUGAGUGUUAUUUCUUUCAAAGACACCAAAGCUUAUGUGUGUCCCUUUGUAGAGUGCCAGGAGGGGAAGGAGUGCUGUAAAUAUUUCUCUCUGUAGUAAAUAUUGAUGUGUGUGCAGGCUGCAGUGGGGAGGGCAGGGAGAGGAGGCCUAAUGGAAAUAAAAGUGUUGGCUGCAGGAGCUUGGCAAUGGCAGCAAAAUAAUUCCUCAUGUGUGCCCAGGCAGUGUCACCAGACUGGGACCUUCGUUUGCAGCCAGUGUGUGUUGAAGGAAAAUCCAUCUCCAUCUCCAUCCCCCUCCUCCACCAUUCCUGCCUGGAGGAGCCCAGCAGGGCUCCCAGAGAGAUGCUGGCUUUCCAUGUCCUGCAGUCCAGCACCAGGAGAGGGGAGAAGCACGUAGAGAAAAUACUCAGGAAACUUGGUUUAAUUACCAUUCAGUAAAAGCCAUGCCAAGUCCACUUUCUUUUGGUAAUCCACUUCUGUGAGUCUCUCUGAAAAGCAGAAAAUAUGAUGAUAAUAAUCAACCUUGUGCAAUAAGUUCUUGACAUUUACAGCAGCCUGAGCACUGGAUUUACUGAGACAGGGGAGAGUGGCAGAAACAGAGACUGAAAGGCAGAGCAGUGUUUGUACUGCCUGUUAUCCAAGAGUUCCCUUCCCAGGGAUCCUGCUCCUGCACAGUGAAUCUCAUUUCUGAGGCAAAAAAUGUGCAGAAGUCCUACUAAAAGUCAGGAGAGCCCAGUGGCAGGAGCGUCCCUGGAGCAGUGCCCAGCCUGGCCUGCUCUCUGCUGCAGGUACCCCAGGGCAUGGCAGAGGGUCAGGCUUUGAAAUCCUGCAGGUUUUCUGCUGGUUCUGUUCCUGCUGUUCCCAGUGAUCCAUCACACAGCUUAGGGAGGGACUGCCAGCUCUGUCCUAGCUGUGGUUGUUGGUUUGGGUUCACCAAGUUCUCAAGGUACUCUGAAACCCAAAGAGAGCACUCCAAAAAGUUCCUGAAGGACUUCCAAACGCUUCCAAAUACCAGUCUGGGGAGUUGUCUCUGCAGGACUCACAAAACAUGAGUACAGCCAAAGCAAAGGCCUGGCUGUGCAUCACCUGGGCCUGGUGACAGUGUCCCUGCCCCACAGCCCUCAUGGUGCUCCUCUCUGCAUCUCUUUGAGAGGCUCUUGUGUAGCUUUUCAUCCUGCUUUCCUCUCCUGCUCCCUCCCCUCUGGCCAGGAGCACCCCCCAAGCCAAGGCUUUGUCACUCCCCCUCCCCUGUAUUUUCUCAGCAGAAGUGGAGGUCCCCACGCACCCCCUGGAUUCUCUGGGAGAACAUUCAGGAGACAAGGGGACAACUGAGUUCAUCUUCUGUGCUGUGGGACGAUUUGAGCAGAGAGGAGAAAAAAGGGGAAGCAGCAGGAGCACUUUGCAAACCAGCAAGCUCUUACACUUCUGACUGAAUCCUGAGGGAAACAGCAAAAACUCCUCUUCCAUCACCUGGAAAAGCUUUGGGAGCAUGGCAGAGAGAACAGCACAGUCCUGGCUGGAGGGUGGCCUAGAAAUCCAUUGCCAAGAGUCUUCUCAUGGUGGUUGACAUUAAUUAUGGAUCUUUACAGGCAAUUAUAUGGAUUGAAGCAACAUAUCCCCCUGGGGCAGAGCGCUGGGAGUCUCUUGCCCUGUUUGCAUCCAACAUUUCCAUUCCUCCUUCGGGAGGAGGAAGCUUCAGAUCUCAAAAUGGCAUUUUCUUCGCCCUGGCAGCAAACUGGACUCGAGGGUUGGUCAGGAGGGGGCACUUGCCUUAGAUGAAACGAUUUCAUGUCCCCCUCAUUGCCCCCCUCCUCCUGCAAGGCUGCCCAGAGUUUGGAGUCUCCAGCUCGCUCCGUUUCAGGUAUUCCAACAUCAAAGUGGGAGACGUCACUCGCCGGGAUCUCUCUGCCUGGUGUCGCCGCUUGAAUAAUUCCCUUUAAUCUCCUGCUCACGAGCUAUCAAAGCACCCACUCCGAGGGGGAGCGAGGUGCUAAUCAAACGCUUCUCCACCUUGAAAGCCUUUAUGAAAGCCCCACACAGGAGAGGGGAGCUGGCAGGCAGGGCUGGCCCCGCCGGAGCCCCGCAGCCACCAGAGCUCAGAGGGUGUGGGCAGCGAGGGCUCCACGCCCUGCCAGGAAGGAUGGAUUUGAAGGGAGGCAGGAGGGAUCAGCACGGCUGGAAACCCUGUGAAAUCCAGCAUGGAUAUCCCUGGAAACCCUGGAUAUCCUGUCUGCAGCAGUGAGGACCCACCUUGUGAAAUCCAGCAUGGAUAUCCCUGGAAACUCUGGAUAUCCUGUCUGCAGCAGUGAGGACCCACCCUGUGAAAUCCAGCAUGGAUAUCCCUGGAAACCCUGGAUAUCCUGUCUGCAGCAGUGAAGACCCACCCUGUGAAAUCCAGCAUGGAUAUCCCUGGAAACCCUGGAUAUCCUGUCUGCAGCAGUGAGGACCCACCUUGUGAAAUCCAGCAUGGAUAUCCCUGGAAACCCUGGAUGUCCUGUCUGCAGCAGUGAGGACCCACCCUGUGAAAUCCAGCAUGGAUAUCCCUGGAAACCCUGGAUGUCCUGUCUGCAGCAGUGAGGACCCACCCUGUGAAAUCCAGCAUGGAUAUCCCUGGAAACCCUGGAUGUCCUGUCUGCAGCACUGAGGACCCAGCACUGAGGAACAAAACUGCUGCCAUGGCCUGGCUGCAUGCCAGCAAGAUCCUAGGUGUGGAAUUUCAGGUUUUUCCCUGAAGGAUGGCCGUGGGGACAGAGGUGCCUCCCCAGGACUGGGGCUGUGACACGCUGGGGACGGUGAGUGCAGUGCCAACAGAGACCUUCAUCACAGCAGUGCCUUCCACACUCUGUCUUAAACUCCUGGUGGCCCAUCCCUCAUCAGUGUUCCCUCCUACCUUCCACUGGACUCCACAAAAAAUGUCCCAACGUAGGAAACAGUUUGGGAGGGCUCGUGGAGGGCAAAGGCGAGAGGGUUUAAGGCUCUGGGGUUGCAUUCUGCACACUGCUGGCUCCGAGCUCCUUGUGGGGGUCUUGGUGUUUAAAUCUGCGUGGGGAAAGGGUCAGAGCAUCCCCUCCUGCAGUGGGCACAGCCUCCAAACAGGGUCUCAGUCCCAGAGGUCCCCAGGAGCCAGCAGGGAUGAGGAAGGCCAGGUUGGCACAGGGCAGAGCAGCUCCCAGCACGGCCCCCGUGCUGCUCCAGAGCCUUGAGCCCCUUCCCUGGCAGCAGCCCAGCCACGUUCUCCUGUCACUGGCUGGUCUCCAUCCAGUUUCCUGUGCUGUCAGAGCUCACCUGUCACAGGGACUCAGCUCCCCAAACUAAAUGAAAGUAAAAGAGACUGACUUGAAUAAGCUGGGCCAUCAGGGAGAGCUCACGAGUGACUGUGCCCUGGAGAGAAGAAAAAAUGUUCCGAGGAGGGUAAAUAACUGACAUCAAAGAUGCAUUGAAAUGCCACAGAGCUUCAGCCAUCCUAUUCCAGAUCCACAUUUGUACCAGGAAUUGCAAGGCAAUCGUGCAGGGAGCUGUGGCAUUGUGCAGGGAUGUGUGUGAGGAAGAGCUCGGAGCACAGCCCUGUCCUCGGUGCAAACACCCAGCCUGGACCCACAGCCAGAGACCAGCGGGUCAGAGGCUGAGGGCAAAGCACUGGGGCCAGCUCUGAGGCCACCUGCAAGGGCAGGGUGGUUUGGUUUUACUGAUGAGACAUUCAGUGGAGAAACAAUCAGAGUGAGAGGUGUGUGCACUGCGAGGGGCUGCUGGGGAACUGCUGAGCUGGGCAGCCCCAAGGGGGCAGCUUCAGUGCACUUUGGUCAGGUUAGUUCUGCAGGGGAAGAGGAUGGGAGCCUUUGGACCAGUUUAGGCUGUCUGGAAGGCUUUGUUAAAGCCCUGGCACCCUGAAAACCCCCAGAUUUGGGUGCUGGCCCUGUUUCUGGGCAGGCAAUGGAACAGCGGCCAGAGCCCCAGCUGCGGGUGGUGCCUGGUGCCUUCCUGGCUCCUGGAAGAAAACUGAGGCUCUGUGGUGUGUGCCCUGCACCCCAGGGUGCUCUUUGGGGUGCUGGGACCGUGCUGGGGUCAGAGAAGGGGAGGUGGAAGGCUGGGGCAGUGUGGGCUGGCAGAGCCCCACUGCUCCGUGCUGGAGAAGCCCCUCUGUCCCUCCAGGGUGUCUGUGCCCGCCUGGCUGAGGUGGCACCAGCGGUGUCAUGGCCGUGCUGUGAGCAUGGCAGUGUCUCUGUGCUUGUUCUUUCAGAUCCCCCUUUGUCCCUGUGUUUCCCAUCCCUCUCCUUCCUUUGUAACCGUGGAAUAUAAUCCUGAAAAAAUUCCCUUUCUGCAGCGUGGAGGAACACGCCCCAAGGGCCCGCAGGGUCCAUCCAGUUGCACGGACAAUAUCCCAAAUAUCCCAACCUCCCAGGGCCUCCCAGGGCUGCCAAAUGGAACACCAGAUCUCCUGGAUGGCCUUUCCUUUGGGAUUUUUAAUACCUCUCUUUCGAAUAAGCUUGGAAGUUUGUGCAGCAGCUUCUCCGGCCGGCGCUCCCCUCCCAAGGACUGGGCACACAAAGGUGCACGAGGAGCUGUGGGGAGGGAGAAAAGCUGAUUUGGCCACAUUAUUUCAUGGCUUCUGAAGAUGCAGUAGAAAAGUCCUUCUCACUGCUGAGUUUUGGUGCUGACGGCGCCUUGGGGGCCGCUGGGAGAAGCAGCAAGGGGAAGGGAAUGUACAGGUACUAAAACUUCUGGAGUCCCCCCAAAAACGUCACAGAAUGUAGAGGUAUCAGCCAUGGAACAGAUUCUCAUCUUUCUUCUUCCCCUUCUCCUUACAGACCAACCCCCAGCAGUUUUAGGGGAUUUGUGUGUUGGCAGGAACAAGGAAUUGAUUUGUAUCUGUGCCCAUUCCACCGUGUCCUUCUCUGGCUCCCCCCCUCCCCGUUAUACUUGA
Molecule: messenger RNA, 12342 nt
Organism: Haemorhous mexicanus (house finch)
Lineage: Eukaryota; Metazoa; Chordata; Aves; Passeriformes; Fringillidae
Gene: PLXNA2
Product: plexin A2
Exons: 32
Coding region: 206-5893 (1895 amino acids)
Biological process (GO): positive regulation of axonogenesis; regulation of GTPase activity; semaphorin-plexin signaling pathway involved in axon guidance
Cellular component (GO): semaphorin receptor complex
Molecular function (GO): semaphorin receptor activity; protein binding
Source: RefSeq, a predicted model, not a curated record